Messenger RNA from Gadus macrocephalus (Pacific cod), 1743 nucleotides. RefSeq names its product actin alpha 1, skeletal muscle a (gene acta1a). Lineage: Eukaryota; Metazoa; Chordata; Actinopteri; Gadiformes; Gadidae. The coding region runs from base 214 to 1347 and encodes 377 amino acids. The record is from RefSeq and is a predicted model, not a curated record. The transcript is spliced from 7 exons.
AUAUGGUCCCAGGGAAGCCGGGAUUCCUGUGGAAUACGCUCCGCAUGGAAGACCCUCCUCUGUGUUGUGACUGGAUCGGGGGGGGUUGGCCGUUAACGGGGUGUCAGGGGGUAUAUAAGCACCCCAACUUUCGGGGUUGGCCGUCACCUGCAACCAACUGCGGUUACCUUGUGCUCUAUCCUCCGGAACUACCACUGCCCAGAAUAAGCCAAGAUGUGUGACGACGAAGAAACCACCGCCCUCGUGUGCGACAAUGGCUCCGGCCUUGUGAAGGCUGGGUUCGCCGGAGACGACGCGCCCCGCGCCGUGUUCCCCUCCAUCGUCGGACGCCCCCGUCAUCAGGGUGUCAUGGUGGGUAUGGGUCAGAAGGACUCCUACGUAGGAGACGAGGCCCAGAGCAAGAGAGGUAUCCUGACCCUCAAGUACCCCAUCGAGCAUGGUAUCAUCACCAAUUGGGACGACAUGGAGAAGAUCUGGCAUCACACCUUCUACAAUGAGCUGCGUGUGGCACCCGAGGAGCACCCCACCCUGCUCACUGAAGCCCCCCUGAACCCCAAGGCCAACAGAGAGAAGAUGACCCAGAUCAUGUUUGAGACCUUCAACGUGCCCGCCAUGUAUGUGGCCAUCCAGGCUGUGCUGUCCCUGUACGCUUCCGGUCGUACCACAGGUAUCGUGCUGGAUUCCGGUGACGGUGUGACCCACAACGUGCCAGUGUAUGAGGGUUAUGCCCUGCCCCAUGCCAUCAUGCGUCUUGACCUGGCCGGUCGCGACCUUACCGACUACCUCAUGAAGAUCCUCACAGAGCGUGGCUACUCCUUCGUCACCACCGCCGAGCGCGAGAUCGUGCGCGACAUCAAGGAGAAGCUUUGCUACGUGGCUCUGGACUUCGAGAAUGAGAUGGCCACCGCAGCCUCCUCUUCCUCCCUGGAGAAGAGCUACGAGCUCCCCGACGGUCAGGUCAUCACCAUUGGAAACGAGCGUUUCCGUUGCCCAGAGACCCUCUUCCAGCCCUCCUUCAUCGGAAUGGAGUCCGCCGGUAUCCAUGAGACCGCCUACAACAGCAUCAUGAAGUGUGACAUUGAUAUCCGCAAGGACCUGUACGCCAACAACGUGCUGUCCGGUGGUACCACCAUGUACCCCGGUAUCGCUGACCGCAUGCAGAAGGAGAUCACCGCCCUGGCUCCAUCCACCAUGAAGAUCAAGAUCAUCGCCCCCCCAGAGAGGAAGUACUCCGUCUGGAUCGGUGGCUCCAUCCUGGCUUCCCUGUCCACCUUCCAGCAGAUGUGGAUCAGCAAGCAGGAGUACGACGAGGCAGGCCCCUCCAUCGUCCACAGGAAGUGCUUCUAAACGGCGACACUGCGCAUCCUCUCAGGAGACGAACAACCGGUGGCACGGCGGCGCCACUCUGGUGCUUAGUGAACAUUUUGUUGUUGUUGUUGUUGUAGUUGUUGUUGUUGUUGUUGUUGUGGUGGAGUGGUCACCCAAGUGCGCAGGUGGCGCAGCCGGAGCGAGCAGUCGACAUCGCGACGCGCAGACUAGCGACGUCAGCAAGUGAAUGUGUGAACUGUACAUAUGAAUAUUUAUUGAUUAUGUCGGCCUAAAUGGACUGAUUGUUUUGUAAGGACGCAGGCCCGCGACCCCUUAACGGGGCAUGUUGGCUGUUUGCUUCGAGGAAAAACCCGUACAACUAACAAGAAAAGACCAAAAAUACAAGAACAAAGCAAAUAAAAAUUUAUUUUCAAA